This is a messenger RNA of Haliotis rubra (blacklip abalone), 814 nucleotides long. RefSeq lists its product as uncharacterized. NCBI's taxonomy places the organism in Eukaryota, Metazoa, Mollusca, Gastropoda, Lepetellida, Haliotidae. Gene Ontology annotation, molecular function: ATP binding; calcium ion binding. The transcript is spliced from 6 exons. The record is from RefSeq and is a predicted model, not a curated record. Bases 127 to 717 code for a protein of 196 amino acids.
CUUUGAGUGACAGACUGAGAUUGCUGACUCUGCAAGCAAUUUCAAUUAUCUAUAUGAUCCGAGAAACAAAGCCACCCGGCGAAGUUGUGUAGUUGAGCUGUAGAAGAGACGACAGUGAACUUCAAGAUGAUGUACAGAGCGUUGUUGUGUCUGGCCCUAUUCGUGGGCUCUGCAUCUGCCCAGGGAAGGGGGUUCAGCAACAACAAGAAUACAGAAUGCGGUUCCUUCCAAAUUAAACAGGCUGGCCGGCCCACCAACGAGUCUAUGACUGAUGUUGACACACGUCAAGUUCUGGAUGACCUCAAAGCUCUCGACACCGACAAAGAUGGCAGCCUCAGUUCCGCCGAAAUGGACGACCGGACAUUUGGAGCCACGUUCGACAGUUCCCUCACACAAAACGCUGGGGUUGACCGUUGCACCUACGUGAUGAUGGGGAAGAAGCGGUAUGACAUCGGCAGGGGCGUCUCAGGCCGCGUCUUCGACGUUGUCGACGUCAACAAAGACCUCAAGCUCAGCGCUGCGGACAAGGACGACGCUGCAUUCAAGCUGCUCGAUAAGGAUGGUAAUGGCAAAGUGUCUGUGUGUGAAGCUUUCGAGGGCUUCAUGGCCGUGUUGCAAGAUGCAGAAGAAAAGGCAUACAUGCAAGAGGUGAAGUAUACGGACAUCGUCUACAAGUACAGAAAACGCUCACCCAUAUAUUUCCCUGGGUCCGACUAAAGUACCAUGUUUGUCCUGGCAAGACAAGGGGCAACGAUCACCUGACUGCAAGGACGAUAACCGUAAUGCUUUGUCAAUAAAAUAGUGGAAAUACUGA